Messenger RNA from Magnolia sinica, 2992 nucleotides. Its product is annotated as putative disease resistance protein RGA3. Gene Ontology annotation, molecular function: ADP binding; protein binding. The record is from RefSeq and is a predicted model, not a curated record. Bases 13 to 2853 code for a protein of 946 amino acids. Gene Ontology annotation, biological process: defense response to other organism. The transcript has a single exon. Lineage: Eukaryota; Viridiplantae; Streptophyta; Magnoliopsida; Magnoliales; Magnoliaceae.
UGCCAUGCUACCAUGCUAUUUGAUACACUAGUAGCUUUAAGCACUUUAGUUACUUUUGCAAACAUGUUUACCAAGCUAAAUGAAGUGAAAAAAGUAACUAAUUUGGUGGUAUCCAAACAGGUGCUAAGAAGCUUCCCCUCGCCUACUAAUUGCUUCAAGCACGUUGUGUUACGUCAAAAAAUUGGGAGUAGGAUAAAGGAGGCACGGAAAAGAUUAGCUUUCAUUGCUGAAGAGAAGAGUCAAUUGGGUCUUAGAGUAGACAGUGGAGAGAGGGAGAGACUUGACAGUGAAGUAAGACGGGGUGAGAGGAGAGAGCGAGAGACAAGCUCCCUACUCGACCAACCGUCAAUUGUAGGCAGAGAAAAUGACAAAAAUGAAGUCCUAGACUUGCUGCUGAGGGAGAGAAGUGGAGAGGUAAAUGAGGUGCCCGUUGUCAUUUCUAUUGUUGGAAUGGGGGGCUUGGGCAAAACUACCCUUUCACAGCUCAUCUACAACGAUGAGGAUGUGAAGGGGCAUUUCCACACGAGAAUGUGGGUGUGUGUUUCAGAAAAUUUUGAUGUGAAAAAGAUAACGAAAUCAAUAAUAGAAUCUGCAACUGGGUCUAGUUGUGACCCACUAGACCUGGACCAGUUGCAACAUCGCCUUCGUGAAAUCUUACAUGCAAAGCGGUUCUUGCUAGUGCUUGACGACAUUUGGAGUGAAGAUAGUGAGAAGUGGGACAAACUGAGACUUCCCUUCCAAGCCAGUGCAUUACAGAGUCGAAUCAUUAUAACCACUCGCAGUGAAAAGGUUGCAUUGGCGAUGGGAAACACCCACAUGUACAAACUAGCAGUUUUAUCUGAAGAUGAUUGCUGGUUAUUGUUCAGCCGUAGAGCGCUCAAGCAUCGGAGUGCAGAAGAGUGUUUGGAGUUGGAAGAUAUUGGAAGGGAAAUAGUAAAGAAGUGUGGAGGGCUGCCUCUUGCAGCAAAGACAAUGGGGAGUGCCAUGCGCUCGAGAAGGACAAGAAGCCAGUGGGAACUUGUCUUGGGAAGCCAGAUAUGGAACUCUGCUGAUAUCUUGGAAGGCAUUUUACCAGCUUUAUUACUAAGCUACUAUGAUUUGCCUCCUACUCUAAAGCAGUGCUUCACCUUUUGCUCUGUUUUCCCAAAAGAUUGGUGGAUCAACAGGGAUGUGAUAGUCAAGUUAUGGGUGGCCCAAGGUUUCAUUCGCUCCGAAAUAAGUGGAGAAAUGGAGGAGAUCAGCAAACUGUAUUUUGAUGAUUUGUUAAGGCGCUCCUUACUCCAAGAUGCAGAAAUGGAUAGUGAUGGUAACAUAUUCAGGUGCAAGAUGCAUGAUUUAGUUCAUGAUCUUGCGCAAUUUGUUGCAGGAAGUGACUAUUCAGUGGUGGAGAUCAGAAAGCAAGCCUCGUUGAACCUAAACAAUGUUCGCCAUUCCUUUUUAAUUCUCAGCGAUGAAGUUCAUGAUGAAGCUGAUGAAGUGGCUUCCAUCUUACAUAAGGCCCACAAGCUGCGGACGUUCCUACUCCACUCAAGCAUCACCAGGGUUCCAUACAAUUUCUUUCAUCAUUUGAGAUGCCUUAGGGCAUUGGACUUGAGUCGAACUCGCCUUAAGAAAUUGCCUCAAUCAGUAGAACAGUUGAAACACUUGAGGUAUCUUGAUUUAUCUUACACACACAUAGAGGAGUUGCCAGAGGGGGUUAGUAAUUGCAGAAAUUUACAGACCUUGAGACUCAAUGCCUGUGCUAGGCUAUGUAAACUGCCUAGAGGGAUGGGGAAAAUGAUUUGCAUGAGACAUCUAGAAUUAGAAGACACCCACAUGCUGAAGUUCUUACAGCAGGGUAUAGGGAGACUAGCUGAGCUUCGGACGUUAACAGAUUUCAUUGUGGGGGGUGGCGAUGAGGGAUGUAAAUGCGGAGAACUGAAAAACCUCAACCAUCUUCAAGGAAGACUUCAAAUUACUGGCUUGGAAAAUGUCAGGAGCACAGACGAAGCUCGUGAGGCAGAACUGUAUAAGAAGCAGCACCUUCAUGCUCUAAUCUUGGACUACGACUCGAUAUGUGGACUGUUGGAUGAAGAGGUGAAGAGGAUGGAGGAUGUGCUUGAAAUCCUCCAGCCCAACACAAACUUGAAAGAGUUUGAAAUAUGGAAUUACGAAGGUUCCAAGCUUCCCAGUUGGAUAGAGGAUCCCGUGUUCUCUAAUCUAGUCAAGGUGAAUCUCAUGAAUUGUUGGAAGUGUAAAAAACUGCCAGGUCUUGGGAAACUGCCAUCCCUUAAAUGCCUUAUAAUUGAGGGAAUGGAAGAGGUGAGAUACAUGGGUGAUGAGUUUAGUGGGGUUGAUAACUGUAAUGGGAGUGGACGUGAUGUCUCAUUCCCGAAGCUGGAGAUCCUCAUCUUCUUCCAUAUGCCAAAUUGGGAGGAGUGGGAAUUGAAAGGUGGAGAUGGAGAGGUUAUGCCAUCUCUCCUCCAAUUAGAAAUACGUGAUUGCCCGAAGCUAAAGGCGUUGCCCCACAACCUUCCACCGCUCCUUCGGAAGCUGGCUUUAAACAUAACUAAUGAUGGGAUGUCGUCGGAAGGGCCCUUACCUGUCCUCCCCAACCUCAAUCAUUUGGUGAUAUGGUACAGUCCUGAGCUGACAUCGUUCCCUUGUGGUUGGUUGGGACAACUCAAAGCCCUCCAAACUCUGGAAAUCUAUAGGUGUCCAAUGUUGGGGUCUCUCCCAGAGGAGUUGCAACACCUCACCAUGCUUCGAGAAUUGAAGAUCACAUGCUGUCCACUGUUAGUAGAUCGCUGCCGAGACGGAGGAGAAGAUUGGGAUAACAUUGCCCACAUCCCUUGUAUCAAAAUUUGUACUUGAAUGAUCCGCCUCAAUAAGUGCAAGUGGAGAGGAAAUCAGCGAAAACUUUUCUUUUGCUUUUGUUUCGAGGAAUUGUAUUGCUUAUAUGUUUAAUUGGUGUACUUCUUUUAGUAUUUUCUUUUGUUCCUGCUUUUUUUCA